Messenger RNA from Ictidomys tridecemlineatus (thirteen-lined ground squirrel), 1405 nucleotides. Its product is annotated as olfactory receptor 13C7. The record is from RefSeq and is a predicted model, not a curated record. NCBI's taxonomy places the organism in Eukaryota, Metazoa, Chordata, Mammalia, Rodentia, Sciuridae. Gene Ontology annotation, cellular component: membrane. Gene Ontology annotation, molecular function: olfactory receptor activity; G protein-coupled receptor activity. Gene Ontology annotation, biological process: G protein-coupled receptor signaling pathway.
AUGGAGGAGACAAACCAGACAACUGUGAUGGACUAUGUCCUGCUGGGGCUCCAUGGGCAUCAUGACCUAGAGAUGGUCCUGUUUGUGCUUUGCCUGGGCAUCUACUGCAUGAAUCUGCUGGGGAACUCCCUCCUCAUGGUGCUGAUCAUGCUGAACCCCCACCUGCACAACCCCAUGUACUUCUUUCUCAGCAACCUCUCCCUCAUAGACAUCUGUGCCACCUCCUCCUUCAUACCUCUCAUGCUCACCAACUUCCUACAAACCAGAAGUACCAUCUCCUUCCCAGCCUGUGCCCUGCAGAUGUACUUGACCCUGGCUUUGGGCGCUACAGAGUGCCUUCUCCUGGCUGCAAUGGCCUAUGACCGUUAUGUGGCUAUCUGCCACCCACUCAGGUACACAGAGCUCAUGACUGGACAGAUGUGCUGGCAGAUGGCAGUGCUGAGCUGGGGGACAGGCUUUGUCAACUCAUUGCUACAGUCCAUCCUGAUCUGGCGCCUCCCCUUCUGUGGCCACAAUGUCAUCAACCACUUCUUCUGUGAGAUCUUAGCAGUGCUGAAACUCGCCUGUGGGGACAUCUCCCUUAAUGCCCUGGUAUUGAUGGUGGCUACAACCAUCCUGACAGUGACCCCUCUCCUGCUCAUCUGUCUCUCCUACAUUUUCAUCCUGGCUGCCAUCUUUCGGGUUCCCUCUGCUUCAGGCCGGCGCAAAGCCUUCUCUACCUGCUCUGCACACCUCACAGUGGUGGUGAUUUUCUAUGGGACCAUCUCCUUCAUGUACCUCAAGCCUAAGGCAAAGAAUCCCAAUGUGGAUAAGAUUAUCACACUGUUUUAUGCCGCCGUGACACCCUCAAUGAACCCCAUCAUCUAUAGCCUAAGAAAUGCAGAGGUGAAAGCAGCUGUCACAGCUCUGCUUGGGGGAGGUCUGCUCACUAGAAAAUUCUCCCACAUUUACUGUUGCCCUCCGACUCUGUCAGUCAACAUGAGCUAGCCUAUCUUGUGGUAAUGCAAUCAUUAAUUAAGUGGCUUCAAACCAACAGAUUUCUCACUUAUACCCCAGGUCCAUAAGGGCUUGGCUGGGAUUCUACUCUGCUUCCUUUUAUCCACCCCUCAUCCCCACCACAGGACCCGUGAUGACAAAGCACUUACCAUCUGUAACAUGGCUGGGCACCAUUACACAACGAGAAGAGAAGGUGUUCUUUCGCUCCCUUUACACCCACCUUCUUCCAGACUGUCAUUCCAGGGUCCUGGUGCACCUUCAGGCACACCACAAGACACAGAGGUACCAGCUUUCAUUGUUGUCUCCAGCUGCUCCCAAGGCUCUGUCCCUCUAGUCUCUAAAAGAAAUUCCUCACAUUCCUCAUAGUGGUUCUGCCAUUGAAGUCUAGCCCCAAUUGAUCCAUCACUCU